CAUAAGGGUGCGACGUACUCUUGCUUCUGUUGUGAUUCGGCUGAAGAAGAUUAGUGUUUGUAAAGUGUUUAAUUCAAAGCUAUCCAUUCAGAUGGCGUUUAUUAAAGUGGAGAGUGAAGACAUGAGGACUGAAGAAACAAUUCUAGUAAAACAUGAAGAAACUGAGGAACAAACAAAGAUGGCGUUUAUUAAAGAGGAGACUGAAGACAUGAAGAUUGAAGAAACAUUCAAAGUUCAAAGAGUGAAAAAAGAAGAUCCCGAGGAACAAACAGACCUGACAGCGCUGAAAGAGGAGAGUGGAGUACUGAAUGAAACGGAGGAGAAGGACCAGUAUAAUUUCACAACUGGAGAAAACUUGUUUAGUUGUUCAAAGGCUAAAAUGACUUCCUCACAAAAAAGAGCUAAAAAAACCCAAACUAACUUCACCUGCCAGCUGUGUGGAAGGAGUUUCAAGAAAAAAGGAAACCUGAAAACCCACAUGAGAGUUCAUAAGGGAGAGAAGCCUUACACCUGCCCUCAGUGUGGAAAAGGUUUUACUCAAACGGGAAGCUUUAACAGGCACAUUAGACUUCACAAUGGAGAAAAGCCCUUCCCCUGCAAACUCUGUGGGAAGAGUUUCACGACAGAUCUAAACCUAAGGUAUCACUUGAACAGUCACACUGGAGAGAAGCCUUUCACAUGUGAUCAGUGUGGAAAGAGUUUGGGACACAAGGUAACCCUUAAACUGCACAUGAGGCUUCACUCAAAAAAGACCUGUUUUAAGUGUCAUCAGUGUGGGGUGAGAUAUAAAGACAGUAAACACCUUGAGAAUCAUGUAAUAAGUCACACUGGAGAGAAGCCUUUCAUGUGCUAUCAGUGUGGGAAGGGUUUUACACUGAAAGGAAACCUGCAGACUCACUUGAGGAUUCACACUGGAGAGAAGCCUUUCACUUGUCCUCAGUGUGGGAAGAGCUUCACACUCAAUGGAAACCUUCAGACUCACAUGAGAAUUCACACCGGAGAGAGGCCUUUCACGUGCCAUCAGUGUGAAGGGAGUUUCACGUAUAAAAGAGACCUGAAGCGUCAUUGGAAAAAAUGUUGUGGAAACACAUCGCAGUGUUCCUCAGCGUAGCAAGAUGCUUAGAAAAAUUAGUGAUUUCAAAGUCAUUUGCACGCACAAAGGCAGGGGGCAAUUUAAUUGGGAUUAUUGUAAUACAUUUUUUUUUUCACACUUUAUAUUAGUAUUCAAUUUUCACUAUUCUCAUUAAGGCAUUAAUAUGUGCUUUAUAAGUACUAAUAAACUGAAAAUAUCCUAGUUAUUGACAGACAAUAUUCUAGUAAAAUGCAUGCUAAUAAGCAACUAGUUAA
This is a messenger RNA of Pimephales promelas (fathead minnow), 1347 nucleotides long. RefSeq lists its product as uncharacterized. Gene Ontology annotation, cellular component: nucleus. Gene Ontology annotation, molecular function: DNA-binding transcription factor activity, RNA polymerase II-specific. Gene Ontology annotation, biological process: regulation of transcription by RNA polymerase II. The record is from RefSeq and is a predicted model, not a curated record. NCBI's taxonomy places the organism in Eukaryota, Metazoa, Chordata, Actinopteri, Cypriniformes, Leuciscidae.